Molecule: messenger RNA, 1083 nt
Organism: Penicillium riverlandense
Lineage: Eukaryota; Fungi; Ascomycota; Eurotiomycetes; Eurotiales; Aspergillaceae
Product: NADP-dependent oxidoreductase
Exons: 5
Coding region: 1-1083 (360 amino acids)
Cellular component (GO): mitochondrion
Molecular function (GO): oxidoreductase activity
Source: RefSeq, a predicted model, not a curated record
AUGUUGUCCCUCAAUAUUUCAGCUUACUCAAAACCAUCCGAAUAUCAGGUUUCGGAGUUGCCUCAGCCGGGUCUCGUCAACUCGACUGAUGUGAUCGUCAAGGUUUUUGCGGCUAGCAUUAACCCGAUUGACGUGAAAAGGGCCAAUGGGGCUUUGAAACUGGCAGUGAAAGACCCUUUUCCGUAUAAAAUCGGCUAUGAUUGUGCUGGUAUCAUUACCGAAACUGGACGGGAUGUGCACAAGUUCAAGGUUGGAGACGCCGUCUAUAUUAGACUGCCUGAAGUUUCCCGAGGAUCAUGCAGCGAAUUUGUAAGAUGCUCGGAGGAGCAUAUUGGCCUUAAACCACCAUCAUUGUCCUUUGAGGAGGCAGCCUCAAUACCACUAGCAGCAAUGACAGCACUCCAAGCUCUUCGGCAGUAUCGUGGUGAUCUUGCAGGAAAAACUGUCUUUGUGCCCGCUGGAUUAAGCGGGACGGGCUUGUUUGCAUGCCAACUCGCAAAACAUGUAUUUCGUGCCGGAAAGGUUAUCACUACAGUCUCAACUGCGAAAAUUCCGAAACUAAGAGAACUUUUGGGGGAAAAUACUAUCGAUGAGGUUGUCGACUAUACAAAAUUCGACCCUAGAGAUGUCAUUGAACAUGGAUCGGUGGACUUUCUUUUCGAUACGGUUGGCCUUGCUAUGGAGUAUCUGUGUCUGAUGCGACAAGAGUCUAGCCGUAUCGUGUCCGUCUCAACUUUACCUUCUGGUAAUCAGCUGCAGUCUUCACCGCUCAUGAACUUGCCUCAUCGGCCCAUUAUCCCAUUUCCUUUCCGAAUGGGACUUAAUCUGCUCGAUCAGAUUCGCAAGUUCAGAGCUCGUCGGUACAAGACAGAGUAUUCAUACAUGUUUCUGGAAUCUACCGGCAAGGACUUGGAUGAAAUGAGGCAGUAUGUGGAAGAUGGCAGACUCAGAACAGUUGUGGGAACAACUGUCGACCUUCGAGAUGUUGAAUCUGUGCGAAAGGCUUGCGAGGUAGUAUACAGCGGACGGGGAGGUACAGGAAAGUUGGUCAUCCGUGUUGCCAAGCCGGAAAAGCCCUCCUAA